This is a messenger RNA of Myxozyma melibiosi, 1537 nucleotides long. RefSeq names its product Ctr copper transporter family-domain-containing protein. Gene Ontology annotation, cellular component: plasma membrane. The transcript has a single exon. Bases 290 to 1087 code for a protein of 265 amino acids. Gene Ontology annotation, biological process: copper ion transmembrane transport. NCBI's taxonomy places the organism in Eukaryota, Fungi, Ascomycota, Lipomycetes, Lipomycetales, Lipomycetaceae. The record is from RefSeq and is a predicted model, not a curated record. Gene Ontology annotation, molecular function: copper ion transmembrane transporter activity.
GCGCUGCAGAGAGCUAAGAGAUGUACAUUAUUGGAAUACUGCGCGAAUAUGAGUUACAUUUUAUAUUGCAGAGAGGGAAAAAGACAAUCUGCGCGGAAAGAACGAGCAAAAUAGCAGAGGAUAAAAAGGCCUGAGCCGCUGAGCAGUUGUUUGUUGUGCGCGUUUAGUGUUGGGCUGCGGCGGGCUUUCAAAAGAAAUCUCUUCGGCUGCUUCAACUCCUUCCGUUCGUCUCGCUCACCGCUUUUCAUCUCUCUAUCGUCUUCACAUCCGAACCACCUCUACAGUCGAAAUGGAUAUGUCAGGAAUGGAUAUGGGCACUAGCUCAAGUAUGGACAUGGACAUGGACUCCACCACCAGCAUGGUCAUGGCCGCGUCUACCACAGUGUCGAGCCUGCUAUCGUCAACCACCUCCAUGGUCAUGUCGGCCACUUCCUCGGCUGUCUCUUCUCUGACGUCGACAGCGAUGGCGAUGACUACCUCCAGCUCGAUGGACAUGGACAUGGACAUGUCUUCGACCUCAACAACAAUGGACAUGGAUAUGUCGACCACCACAUCCUCAAUGGACAUGUCCAGUACGAGCAGCUCAAUGGACAUGACCAGCAUGUCCUUCCACGCCAACAGCCAGGACUUCCUUCUCGCUACUGGCUGGACUCCGUCUAACCGCGGCCAGUACGUUGGAGCUUGCAUCUUCCUCAUCGUGCUCGCAGUCAUCUACAGAGCAACCCACGUCAUCAAGCACCGUACCGAGCGCUACCUCGUCGCUCGGGCGCGCGUGAACGCAGUGCCAGCUGCAAGCCCGCCAGAGGACUCGGAUCUCGAAAAAUACGUCGCAGCAAGUGGAGCUUCAACUUCUGCAGAGCAGCGUCGCCAAGUCCCAAGACCGUUCGACUUUACACACGCGCGGCCGUGGAGAGUCUCGAUCGACGUCCCGCUUUCAGUCAUUCAGUUCUUCCUUUCCGCUAUCUCAUAUCUCCUCAUGCUUGCUGCCAUGUCCUUCAACCUUGGCUACUUUUUCUCGAUUCUCGGUGGAAUCCUUCUUGGAGAACUGCUAUUGGGACGUUUUGCGUCUAGUUUUGAGGCCCAUUAGUGGAUGAUGCAGUAUUGGUUUUUUGAUUUUGCUAUGGUUCUAGACUUGGGUUUUCGUUCGUUUUGUUAAAAUACAUCAUUUCGUCAUUGCUGGUGCUUUCAGUAGUUUUUGCGACUCUUUUAGAUUGAAUAUCUCUCGACCAACACCUAUCUGAUCCCCGCAUCUGAUCUCGACUCAAUCGCUAUCGACCCAGUCCGUUCUCACUUCCGGCGGAGACUUGCUCGCGCAGGGUCUUUUAGAGUUUGGAAAUUUGCUCGUUUUUUGCUCAUUCCGUGGCGGUGCUGUAAGCCGCACGGUGGCUUGAUACUUCCUAAACGGGACCGGCGUAUUCCUGACAGCCUCGCAUGCGGUCUGUUGUGGUGGACGAAGGCUCGAGGAAGACGGAAAUUACCCGAAAAAGAUCGUAGAAAGAGAUAAAGGAAAACGGGCAGGAAAAAGAGCAAAUAUGCG